Molecule: messenger RNA, 1278 nt
Organism: Penicillium taxi
Lineage: Eukaryota; Fungi; Ascomycota; Eurotiomycetes; Eurotiales; Aspergillaceae
Product: putative C2H2 finger domain protein
Exons: 3
Coding region: 1-1278 (425 amino acids)
Biological process (GO): regulation of transcription by RNA polymerase II
Cellular component (GO): transcription regulator complex; PcG protein complex
Molecular function (GO): RNA polymerase II cis-regulatory region sequence-specific DNA binding; DNA-binding transcription factor activity, RNA polymerase II-specific
Source: RefSeq, a predicted model, not a curated record
AUGGACUUCACGACCAUCCUCAACCGGAAAAACUCUGCUGCUGCAGCAGCCGCCGCCGCUGAAGCACAAUUGCACCACCACUACCUUCAAAGUGCUCACAUGAAUCACCACUCAAACAUGAAGCCCGAGCCAGGUGCUUCGGACAGCCCCGUGAACGCUUACCCCCCUCACCAACUGGAUUCAGGGCUGGCUGAAUCCUACUAUUACGCCCAGGCCUCCGGUUCUGCUCCUCGCAACAUGGGCUAUGUCCCUAGUGGAUAUGCCGGUGACCACCAGAUGCAGCAGGCAACCUCCCUUCCUAGGACCGAGAACGAAGCUCCGCCAAAGACCUUUCACUGUUCGACUUGUAACAAAGGGUUUGCUCGUCGCAGUGACCUUGCGCGACAUGAGCGGAUUCACACUGGAAUCAGACCUCACGCCUGCGACUGGCCUGGUUGUGGAAAACAGUUCAUUCAACGCUCAGCACUGACCGUACACUCGCGAGUACACACCGGAGAGAAGCCGCAUAUGUGCGAGCGCUGUGGCAAGCCAUUUAGUGACUCCUCGUCUCUGGCCAGACAUCGCCGCAUCCAUUCCGGAAAAAGACCCUACAAGUGCCCGUACGCCAACUGUCAGAAGACAUUUACCCGCCGUACCACUUUGACAAGACACCAAAACCACCACACCGGGACCAUCGAGGAAGCUGCUGCGGAGACAGAGGCCAACCUGCGUCAGAACAAAGAACGGCGUGCUGAUGGCAUGGAUCAUGGAUCAAUUCACUCCACUCCGUCUCCUAGCCACCAUUCGUUGUCACCUGCCGGUGAACUUCCCCCGCUGAACAUGCAUCGUGAAUACUACAUUGGCAGUAUGCCCAUCCCACCCCAUGUUCGCGGUGACUUCUCCCAAGCUAGCCCUCGUGCUUCCCCCACCGCCACCUCUCCCUCCCUCUCCAGCUAUGGCAGCGCACCCCACGUUCGGCCGUCGAUGACGUCUCACCCAUACGCUCUUCCGCAACCGCUUGAGCCCCCUGCCAACACUGACCACCGGCCGAACAGUGUUACUGGAAGCCCGCACAUGACUAGCAUGGGAUGGGCCUCGCCUUCUCAUGGUAGCAUGCCGUCGCCCGGAUCCCCUCAUGAUUUCAGCUAUCCUGAGCCCAGCGGCCCGGCAUACCCCACUGCCAUGCCUCCCCACAUGUACUUCCCCAAUUCUACAAUUCGCCGGCCCAACAGCACCGAGCCAGAGAAUUAUGAGACCAAACCCAGAAUGGGCGACCACACUUGGUCUACAGCAGUAUGA